Molecule: messenger RNA, 2827 nt
Organism: Nasonia vitripennis (jewel wasp)
Lineage: Eukaryota; Metazoa; Arthropoda; Insecta; Hymenoptera; Pteromalidae
Product: epidermal retinol dehydrogenase 2
Exons: 10
Coding region: 596-1660 (354 amino acids)
Cellular component (GO): lipid droplet
Molecular function (GO): oxidoreductase activity, acting on the CH-OH group of donors, NAD or NADP as acceptor
Source: RefSeq, a predicted model, not a curated record
GAUUCAGUACACCGCAAGCCUCAGCGCCAGCAGGACUGGUGGUCCCUGGCUCGCUCCUUUCUCGUUCUCUCAUGAGCAAAAAAGUAUCGCGAGUUCAGUUGAGUUUCUUCAUUCGGUCGAGUGCACGCGUUGGUGAAUCUUCGGGGUUAUCGCACCUCUAGUGGAUUUUCAUUAUUUUUUUAUUUUUCCAAUUCGAGGAUACAAGCCGAUCCUGGUAUGCUUUAGUCGCUGGUGACAGAGUGUAUGCAGGAUCCAUCGAAACGAUGUCUGAUGCUCAGAUUGAUGCCUUUCUCGCUCAUUGCCGGUGAGGAUCUAUACACGAAGUAUACAGCCGUCAACCCGAUCAAAAGCCACCCCAUCUCAACGCCACACACCACGUGCUAACCUCAAGCGCGCGCGCAGUCUUAUCGAUCGACGUCGGCCGGCUCCGUGGCAGAGGGGAGCAAGCAACCACUCGACGCAAACUGCAGGCAUCAGUCGCGCGGCUCGAGCCUCGUGGGAUGAGCUGCUCGUGAGAGAGAAAGAGUCUCAGACUAAUCGCGUGCGAGAGAAGAUCGAGUCACACACACACACACGCACACACACACACACACAGAUGUCGAUGAUCAAGGCAUCCGCCGACGUGAUCGGCUUCCUGCUGCUCUCCCUCGUGGCGAUAAUCAAGUCGCUGGCGAGAGCAUGCGUGCCGAGCAAGUACAGGAUGAAGGAUGUUGCCGGCGAAAUCGCACUGGUCACCGGUGGCGGCAGUGGCCUGGGAAGACUCAUCUCGCUCAGACUCGCUGAGCUCGGUGCUAUCGUCGUCGUUUGGGACGUCAACGCCCAGGGUCUCAACGAGACGGUGAAGAUGGUCCAGGAGGCCGGCGGCACCUGUUACGGCUACGUGUGCGACCUCUGCGAACGCGAGGACGUGUACAAGAAGGCGGCCCUUCUCGCCAAGGAGGUCGGAAGGGUAUCGAUCCUCGUAAACAACGCAGGAGUCGUCACCGGAAAGAAGUUCCUCGACUCGCCGGACCAUCUGAUCAAGCGCACUAUGGACGUUAACAUCAUGAGUCACUUUUGGACGGUAAAAGCUUUCCUGCCGGCGAUGUGUAAGGAGAACAAAGGUCACAUCGUGAGCAUCGCCAGCCUCGCAGGACACGUCGGCUGUCCCAAGCUCGUCGACUACACGGCCUCCAAGUUCGCCGCGGUCGGAUUCGACGAGGCCCUGCGCAUGGAACUCGAGGCCGACGGAUACGACAUCAAAACUACUGUGAUUUGCCCGUACUUCAUCAAGAGUACCGGCAUGUUCGACGACGUUAUGGCAAGAAAUGAUAUAACGAUCAGAUUCAUCCCAACCUUGAGCCCGGUCCAAGUGGCGGAUCGAGUCAUAACAGCCAUGAGGUGCAACGAGAAGUACGCCAUCAUCCCGAGUUACUUGCAAGUGCUGCUGGCUGUCAAAUGGAUGUUCCCAUGGAAGUGCGCCAACAUGCUGCUGAGAGGCCUCGUACACGACGCAGCGCCUACGGACAGUCACUCUGCAGUCGCCCAGAUACCACCCACCCCCGCCGCCGUCACCAAGCUCAUCAGCGAAGAAUCGGCCAACAACAAGGACCAGGGCAACGGUACCGUUCUCCACCAACAACUCGCCAGGCGCGUCUCCAGCUCCGAGAGGAAGCCCUAGAAGCUGGCGCUUUCUUUUCUGCGCAAACUUUUCUACCAUAUAACGGAUGGACUGCGGAAUUCUAUUUUUAUACGCCGACCCAUGUGCGGCUCGUUUUUUACACGUAUAUACAAUUUGCGCAGAGACAUCGGAUGUCUUCCAUGUACAAAACAACGAGUUAUAGUGGAUAAGCUGUUUUUUUUUUCUUUUGGUCCAAAGUGCCAUCGCCUUGCCUUCGGUGUUAUUGUAAUGAUGUAUGAUAAUUGUUCUAAGCGUAUAGGAUAGCGUUACACGGAUAGAUUGUCGCUGGACGACGAAGCUCGAGACUCGUCGGAUAUAUAACUGACCCUUAUAUACACGUUGAUAUCAUCGGUUGUACGUUUUUACAUAUAGACGAGAGGAUGGAAGACGAUAUAUCAAACUUAGGCUUAUACAAAUAUACGAGGUUGUAGUAAAUACAUUUUAUCGAGAACCCGAAAGGCACACAAACCGAACAAUUGAUAGUUGAUUUGUACAUUGAUUAUUAUGUAUAUCCUGUUGUGAGGCGCUCGAUAAAGAUCGCCGUAAUCUAAUGUAGUUUUUACGGAACUUUAUUCUGUUCGUCGUCUGCACGAGCGUGUAAUUGUUAACGUAGUUGUAUAAGACACCUAUUGCGUAUAUAGAUUUUAUAAAUAAAAACAAAACGAGAGCUUAAUAAUGAGCGACAGUGACGUGGCCAAAAUCGUUAUAUUUUUAUCGACGAAGAGCGAAAUUUCACGUUGACGUUUUAUACAAUAUACAUUUUUAUAUACAUCAUGGACUAUAACAGACAAAAGCCCGGAUACGUUGUGCACCGUCCGUGACUGAUUUUAUACAGACCAGAAAAUAACGAAAGUGUCAAAGGAAACGUGGCAAAAUAUCUCAAUCAUCAGGGUAAUAACUUUUCUUCGCGCCGGACCAAGUUCGCAGGCUUCAGCACGACCUCCUGCGAACGACGAGGCGUAUAAUAUCGCACAAUAAUAUGUUACAUAGAUGUAUAUUAUCUAAUCGUUAUUAUAUUAUACAUAUAGUUGGUAGGUAAACACACUGUAUGCGUACAAACGUCAUACUGAAAACAUAUCGAUACCUAUGCGUGAGCAAGAUCGUUUGUAUGUUCUUGUAAUAAAAAUGUAUCAUAUAAGAAUCAAAUAUAAUACAUGUUUACUUUUA